CGAGUUUGUUAGUUCCCUCGUCAGCUGUUAUUUUAAGGUUAGGUUUAAAAGUUAAAUAAAUAUAAGGAAAAAUCCAAAAAUGAGCAGUUUACUGCGUUUAUUAAUUAAUCCCUUAAAAAGCGCCCACUGCCAGCCGCAAAAUGUGCGACUAUUUAGUCAACGGCCUACUUUAUUACACAGGCUUAAGGAAACGUUGACAUUUACAUCCAAACCAAGAAAUUGUCCAAAACAAUACUGCACCCGGGCCUAUGAUGUAAAUACAAAUGUUGCCAAAGAUGUUAUAGUGUAUAAAUAUGAAAAUCCAAAAUUUUUUAAAAUUAUCAAUAUAUUUGGCAUUUGCCAAUUUACAUUCUGGACAUAUUUAUCACAUUUUGCUUUCACGUCAUUACGAGAUGCACCGGUAGAAGUCAAAGAGGGACAGGAGUUGGCUUGGUAUGAGCGUAUCAAUCUGGGAGAGAAUAAAUAUCGCAAUGGCAUUACCGUUAUGUGUUUCUGCAUUGGAUAUGGUGUCUUAUUUGCUGUGUGGAUGUUUACACUGCGUUCGGUGAGAUUUUUGAUUUUGAGAAAAGGUGGGCAAGAUGUUACCUUUGUGACAUACGGUCCUUUUGGUCACAACCGCAUUAUGACAGUCCCCCUAAAAAAUGUCUCAGCGCAACAACCUCGCGAAAUUGCCAAAGUGCAUUUGCCCCUGAAAGUACGAAAUCGCUCGCUGUUCUACGUUCUUGAUAUGAGGGGAGAAUUUAAGAACGCCCGACUUUACGACUACACGGCCGGUUUGAAUCGACGUUUUUAAAUACU
Molecule: messenger RNA, 798 nt
Organism: Musca domestica (house fly)
Lineage: Eukaryota; Metazoa; Arthropoda; Insecta; Diptera; Muscidae
Product: transmembrane protein 223
Exons: 2
Coding region: 80-793 (237 amino acids)
Biological process (GO): nervous system development
Cellular component (GO): mitochondrion
Source: RefSeq, a predicted model, not a curated record